ACGAAAAUGCAUGUUUCUCACUUUGUAUUUGCCCCUCUUGAUUGGUGUUCAUUACUGCGGACGGACGAGGACACCAAGUCCAACGCGUUGGUGAAAUUAAGAGUUGCAAAUCCACAAGUUAAUUGUCUGUGACACACUCAAGACGUCCAUGCUGGUCAGAGCAGUGCCCUGCAUAUUCUUAUUUUUCUUUCUAAACAUGGCUCAAGAAGACAAAGAGAAGACAACUGCUCUGAAAGAUUUACUGUCAAGGAUAGAUCUCGAUGAGCUGAUGAAGAAAGAUGAGCCUCCCCUCACCUUCCCAAAGACGCUGGAGGAAUUUGAGUAUGCCUUUAAUGAACGUGGGCAGUUAAGACACACCAAGACUGGCGAGGCCUUCAUCUUCAACUACAGAGAGGACCUGCACCGAUGGAACCAGAAGCGAUACGAAGCUCUGGGAGAGAUCAUCACGCAAUAUGUUUACCAACGCUUGGAGGAAGAGUGCAACUUGACAAGAGAAAUCCUCCCGGUGGACGCCACGGAGGACGAACCAAAGAGCUUCAUCUACCUGAGCGAGGACGCGCUGUCCAACCGGGACAAGCUGCUGGUGCUGAUCCAGGGCAGCGGGGUGGUCCGCGCCGGACAGUGGGCACGACGACUCAUCAUCAACGAAGACAUGGACAGCGGCUCUCAGCUCCCCUUUAUCAAGCGCGCCAUGGAGGAGGGCUAUGCGGUGAUGGUGCUGAACCCCAAUGAGAACUACCUGGAGGUGGAGAAGCAGCCGGCAGCGGCGGCGUCGGCAGCGGUAGCGGCGGCCACACCCCAGCAGGAGGCGUCCCCCGAGGGGCCCGAGGAGCCGGCGGAGAAGCGUGAGCGCAAGGAGGAGCGCGAGGAGAGGGGCCGCAAGAAACGAGACUUCUACGAGAAGUACCGCAACCCACAGAAGGAGACGGAGACCGAGCACAUCCCUAUACGGGACAACAGCACCCCAGAGGAGCACACCCUGUACGUGUGGGAGAACUUUGUGUCCCGAGCGGCCGCCAGGAACAUCUUCGUGGUUGCCCACAGCUACGGUGGCCUCUCCUUCGUCGAGCUGAUGAUUCAGCGGGAGACGGAGGUGAAGAAUCGUGUGUGUGCAGUGGCCAUGACGGACUCUGUUCAUAAUGUUUGGCACCAAGAGGCCGGCAAGUCCAUCCUGGAGUGGCUACAGGAGCGCUGCUGCAACUGGGUGUCAAGCUCCGAGCCUCUGGACACGCUGGUGGAGUCCAUGCUGCCAGACUGCCCGCGCGUCUCCGCAGGCACAGAGCGGCAUGAGCUGACGUCCUGGAGAAGUUUCCACUCCAUCUUCAAGUUCUUUGCGGAUGCGCUGGAGGCCCAGGAGAGCUCGGACCUGCAGCCGUCCACUACAGUGACCACACGCAGUGCCAACAGAAUCAAACACGACGAGAUUUAACACACACAAUGCCAAAGCCUCAAGAGUUCUAGCUACAGCCAGAGAAAUGUCUAUCCUAUGCCCCCGCUGUGUCAACCCUCGCACUCUACCCCCCAUCUCUCUCUCUCUCUCUCUCUAUUUCCCUCUCUCUAUUUCCCUUUCUUACUGUAUGCAGGGUGGCUGUGGGUGUGAGCAUUAGUCACUUUUUACAGUGAAAACGAUCCUCUCCUUCAGGCUUCAAAACAUAGUAUCAGAUUGUUGAAUCCAGGGUGUAUACAUCAAACUAAUGUGUUGUAUUACUUCUAGAUGAGUGCAACUGUCAAAGCAAUAUGGCUUCAGUGCUCGCGCCUCCCGUGGGCUCUAGUCGGGAUGUGGUGGCGCUAUCGCUGCCGAGAUUAAGCAUGACAGCCGCUCCGCGCCGUGCCUCGCGGUGCACCUCUAAUUGUCCUGACAUGGGCCUGAACUGAGCUAAUGCUGGGGAUGCUCAUCUCCCCCAGGUCCUAAUGCAAGCCUUUUAAAUCCCGCUAGACUUUCCCCCGAUUCUUUCUCUGUCCAGACCUCUCUGGUGGGGAAGAACGCUUGCUCACUGUAUGAUGAAGGGAUAGUAUUUGUCGAACUGCUGCUUUAUUGGGGUUAGAUGUUGUUUUUCGCGAUUUUGUAAAGAAAGCUCGGAAAAAAAUGACAGUUGAGGAGAAUAAGACAGACAUGGACCUUCCCACUUCAGUAAAUCCUGUCUAGUUUUAAAUCACUUAAGCCAGCUGUCAGGGUGCAAUGAAGGAAUGUUGAGUUUUGAGAGAUAGUAACAGUCCAUUCAACAGUCAAGCGAUUUCCGCAGAUCACCGCCAUGCGUCAGGACAAGAACAGUUCUAAUAAUAUUAUCUUAAGUAUAAAUGAGGUGUCUUAAGAUGUUUGCACAUUGUACUUUCCGAUCUCGAGAGCUCCCGCUGUUCGUCCUCACAUUCAGAUAGGACUCUGACAGUCCUGUGCGUAUCUCGCUCAAACUCACAAAAUGUCCCUUUCUUGACGCAAACGAGACGCAUUGUUUCUGGGACAAUGUCAUCUCUCCAGAGCUCGAAGGCAUGCCUGUCCAAACUGUCCUCCCAUCACUCAGAUUUAGAAGUUGUGUGAAUCUCCCAUGAUCUUCUCUUUUAGAAAUCAACCGCCUCUAUUUUUCUGGCCUUUUAGCUUUAUAUUCAACGAGGGUAAAUGUAAUACCGCUUUCACAACGUUCAGUGAAUAAUGCUGCUAUAUUAGCAUGUCUGAUCGUCUAAACAAUAAAUUGCAUCAGUAAACACUUUUUAUCUACAUGCAAUCAAAAAAUAAUGGUUAUUUUCUUAAUCAGAUGCACAUAUUGGGCUCCGUUGUGAGUUUGUGUAUUUUUAAUGCAGCCAUUUGAAAUAUGCAUUCCAUUUAAUGCUAGUAAUUGGUAGGUUUCGUUGUAGGCCUAUUUCAGUGUGAAAUAUAGGCUAGCCCAUUUAUUAUUUCAGUAUGUUGCCUUAGGAAUAAACAAGACACAUCAAGUUCAUAAGCGUUGUGAGGAAAGGCUAUAGUCUAACAAGCCAUACGCACGCAUAUCCUUCAGGCCUGGUGGAGGCAGCCUUAAAGCAAAUCAAAAGCUCAUUUGAUAUGUAAAUUACAACUAAUUUUAACAUUUUCUCUUUCAAAUAUUUUUAAUCAAAUUGUAUGUACUUUUUAUUGAAGCAUUUACUCUAAUUUACAAUUAGGAAGCCAACAUCCUUCUGGGUGUCCAAUUGUAAUAUCUUUGAUGUUAAAUUGCCGAUGUCCUUUUUAGGUAUGUUGACAAACUUCACGCUAAGAUUUUACAUAUUGAGAAUACACACAUUUUGUCCUUUAUUUUUCAUUUUAAUUCGUCUUAUGUGAUCAUCCUACAUGUAUAUUUCUAAAUGUGUUUUCAGUAUACAUCCAUUGUAAUUAGUAUUAAUAAAAUAUUUUUAAUGUGAA
Alosa alosa (allis shad) is the source of this 3370-nucleotide messenger RNA. It is a transcript of the gene arb2a, whose product is annotated as family with sequence similarity 172 member A. Gene Ontology annotation, molecular function: siRNA binding. Gene Ontology annotation, cellular component: nucleus. Gene Ontology annotation, biological process: regulatory ncRNA-mediated heterochromatin formation. The record is from RefSeq and is a predicted model, not a curated record. Lineage: Eukaryota; Metazoa; Chordata; Actinopteri; Clupeiformes; Clupeidae. The coding region runs from base 149 to 1429 and encodes 426 amino acids. The transcript has 11 exons.